AUGGAUCUGGAAGCGGCACAGGCGACUGUGGAACGGGCCUGCGAAGAGUUCAAGGUCCCUGCCACCGCCGCCGCGGCCUCCGCCGUCCUGCUGCAGUUCCGUUCCUCCCCCGGAGUGCUGCAGGCAUGUCGCCACAUCCUGGACAGGUCCCACUCGCUGGAUGCCAGAUUUCAUGCGGCUGCGGCGCUGCGUGAAGCGGUGGUGCGGGAAUGGGUGGCGCUCGGUGCGGGUGGUCGUACGGCACUUCAAUCGUACCUUUUGUCGUACCUGGUGGCGCAUGCUGAGGAGCCAGCCAUGCAGGUGGUCCGCUCGUCGCUCGUUUCGGCACUGGCAGUGCUUCUGAAGCGCGGCUGGCUAGGGGUGGAGGAUGCACAGGCGAGGAUGCACCACCACCGGGCUACCUUCUUCAGGGAGCUGGAAGUGGCCACCUCCUCGCCCAGCUCCUCCCACAGCCCUGCAGCGGUGGCAGCUGCCCGCCGAGUGGGGGUGCAGGUGCUGGAGGCGGUGGUGGGGGAGUUCGCGCUGUCCACCGCGUCCCCUCUUGGCCUUCCCCUGGAGCACCAUGCCAAGUGCGCCAUGGACCUUCAAGACCACUUCCUGCAGGACAUCUUUCGCCACGCCGUCGCCCUGGGGCGCGCGGCAGCUGCCGCCCAGGACGGCGCCACCUGCGCCGCCUGCCUGUCCCUCAUGACUGCCGUCCUGGCCUGGGAUUUCCGCCGCUCACCCGCGUCCCUGACGGCGGCGGCGGCGGCGCAGGGAGCACCAGCGGCGGCGCGGGACCUCCUAUCGCGGGCUCGCGGUGUGGUGGUGGCGCUCAGCAACCUGUCCUCGGACGUGUUCCCUCGAGAAGGUGCAGAGGUGCUGAUGGGUCCCGGGGGGGGUGUGCGGGGCGGUUACCUGCGGGCGGUGCUGCGCUGCGUGGUGGCCUGGGUGGCCUCUCCGCGCCAGGUGGUGGCGGCGGCGGUGGCGGGAGACGAGAUGCCGCUGUGGGAGGGCUGCAAGGCCAUUCUCGCACUGGCCGCCGCCCACCCGCCGAGAUUGCUGGAGGACGCCGGAAAUGACGUAGUGGCGGCAGGUGGUGCUGGCGGUGGUGGCUCCUUUGGGUCGGGGGCUCCGCAACAACAGCCUUCCGGGGGCUUCCUGGCGCUGCUGCAGGCACUAACCCUGGAGGUCAUCCGUGUCAGCUGUAUUCCGGAUUCGGAGCAGUGGGUGGUGGAAUGCAAGGACAUGCUGGUGGAGUCGUGGGCUCUUAUGGUCCAGCGCGACUGCAGCAACCCCCUGGUCCUGCCCCUGUCAGUGGGGGUGCUGGGUCCCCCCAGCCUGCCGGGUCUGGCGGAGGGCGCUGCGGCGGUGUUCGGGGCGCUGGUGGAGGCGGCCAUGAGGGCGGCGGAGCAGGAGGUGACGGGAGGGGGGCAGGACAUUGCGGUGGAGAACGAGGCGGCGGAGGCGGCAGCUGAGGAUGCACGCAUGGCGGAGGCGGCGAUGCUGGCCCGUGCUGCACCCGCCGCCACGUUCCCUCUGCUGGCGGGGGCCAUGGCGGCGGCGCAGCAGCAGCUGCUGGCGGCGGCGGCGGCCGCCGGGGGCUCAGGCGGGGAGGCGUGGGCUGUGUCCCUGGAGCGGUUGUGCUGGCUGGUGCGCAUGGCGGCACAUUGCCUGGCGGAUAGCGGGGCAGGUGAGACUCCGCUGAUGCCCCUGCCCCUGUCCAUAGCCAUGGAGGGCGGCGGUCCCUCCGUUGCAGCCGUGGAGGGGCUCACUGCGGCCCUGCUGGGUCUGCCGGCACUGGCGCUGCAGGAGGGGGCGGCGGCGGUACUCAGUCCCAGGCUGAUGGAGUCGUGUGUCUGGUCGCUGGCCAGGUGGAGCGACACGUACCUGUUCCCGGAGGAGGCGGAGGGGCUACCGGCAGCCCUCACUGCGGCAUAUGCGACCCGUGGGUCGGGGCAGGCAGAGGCUGUGGCGGACGGCCUAGCCAGGCUGGCGUCCACCUGCCUGGUGGCCUUCCCUGGGGAGGCGGAGCUCCAUGGGAUGGUGUGUACGGUGCUGCUUCCCGUUCUCUCCCGCCGCCGCCCCCUGUCGUCCUCCCUGCUGGACUGCAGCCGCUCCUGGGGGGAGCUCUGUGGGGCCUUCGCAGCCAGGCGGCCGCAGCUGGCUGCUGGACUGGCACCCAAGCUGCAACGCUGGCUCAGCCAGAGCCUCUGUCAGGCGGCGUGUGGCUUCCCCUCCGCGGAUGUCGCCGUCGGGGGUCCCGGCGCCGCCGCCGCUGCCACCGCCGCCGGACACUACAUCACUCAGCUGCUGGGGCCCACGACGGCGGAGGUCCGCGCGCUGGCGACACGACACGACCUGUACGACAUGACGGCACGUGCUGACGUCAUCGCGGCGCUGUGCGGCAUGCUGGAGCGGGCCUUUGGAGAUGACCCACGGGUCGGUGCGGUGCUGCUCAAAUUGGCGGCAGCCGUUGUGGAGCACCACGUGGGGUACCUGCAGAGCGAUCAGGCCCACAUGCUGAUGAGCUGGGUGCUGGAGCUGCUGAGGCAGUACCGACUGGGCCGGGCGGCCAGGGUGUCGCUGGCAGCGGCCGCAGCAGCAGCAGCAGCCGGGGCGCGCAGGAAGGCCCACAGCAACCACCACCACCAUCCCCACCGGUUGCACCACAGCCGCAGCCAGGAGCGCCAAGGCGCCGCAACGGCAGGGUCCGCGGCGCUCCUCCGCGAGGACGCCGCUCAGGACGCCGCCCGGGAGCUGCGUGCACUGCUGCAGCUGCUCACACACAUCACCCAGCGGGAUGUGGCCCUGGCGGCCGCCGCCUCGGACGGCUGGGCCACCACCAGCAGUGCGGGAUCCACCCCGCGGUCAGUCAACAUGGGGGGCGCAGGGCUGGGCCCCGGGGCCGCCGGCAGCAGCAGCAGCAGGGGCAACACCCCCAAGGGGCCACUGCAAGGCGGCAUGGCGGCGGCGGGAGCUGGGGUUGCAGCGGGUGGCGGCGGCGGCGGCGGCGGCGGUCUGGUGGUGGGCGAGAACGAAUCCGGUGUCGCGCAGGUGAGGGCUCCUGGGCUGGGCUGGGGGUUACACGGCCCUCUGCCCCCGGUGCGGUGCGGUAGCGGUAGCGGUGCGGUGGUCCUGACGGGUCUGGAUGUGCUACUGCCGCUGCUGACCCCCGAGCUGCUGGCGGCCGCUACUGCCGCCGGGGCCGGGGCGGCAGGCGGUGGCGGUACGGGGGGCAAACUGACCCGGCUGCUGUUCUCCCUGCUGGCGUACAUGAUGGAGGUGCACCCACAUGCGGUGGUGGCGCUGCCGGCCCCUCACUUCGCCACCCUGCUAUCCUGCCUUGAGGCGGGUGCCCGGGGCUACUCACUCGUCCACAACCAGCAGCAGCAGCAGCAACAACAACAGCAUGGCGCUGGUGCAGCCAAUGUUGUAUCCGGAGCUAACGGGCUGGGGCCGGGCGGCGCGUCCUCCGCGUCCUCGCGUUGUUCUUCUGUUCCCUCGGUCAGCGCCGGUGGCUUCGACGGCGUGGUAGUGCAGUCGGCGCUGGAGGGCCUGGCGGGCCUGGCCAAGUACCACCACCAGUCGCUGCUCAAUGGUGGCCGGGGUUUCGGAGCCCACCAGGCCCCUGCGGCGGCGGGUGGUGGCCCCCUGGCUGCCCACCUGGUGCAGCUGCUCAUGCAGAUCGUGUUGAUGGGCGAUGUGGGUCCCGAUGUGGUGGAGCUGGCGGGGGAUGCGCUGUUGCCCCUGCUGCAAGCAGAGCCCGCAGCGUUUGGCAACCUGGGGGCCGCUCUGGUGCAGUCCUCCGACCCACGGGUCGCGGACCAGGUGGGCGCCGCCCUGGACAAGCUCCUGGCACCCACCGACCCCCCCGGGACCGCGAGUGCGGCCGCCGCCGCCGCCGCAGUGGCCGCCGCCAGCAUGGGCCUCGACCCGCGGACCUUCGACCUGAGCCGCCUCAGUCGGCGGGUGUUCCGAGAGCGGCUGUGUGGAGUGGUUUCGGAGCUGCGGGGUCUGCUGCGGGUCCGCUGA
This is a messenger RNA of Volvox carteri f. nagariensis, 4014 nucleotides long. RefSeq lists its product as uncharacterized. Gene Ontology annotation, molecular function: small GTPase binding; nuclear export signal receptor activity. The record is from RefSeq and is a predicted model, not a curated record. The transcript is spliced from 26 exons. Lineage: Eukaryota; Viridiplantae; Chlorophyta; Chlorophyceae; Chlamydomonadales; Volvocaceae. Gene Ontology annotation, cellular component: nuclear pore; cytoplasm. Bases 1 to 4014 code for a protein of 1337 amino acids. Gene Ontology annotation, biological process: protein export from nucleus.